CUUUUACUUCAUCAAUGGUUCGAUCUUGUUAAGCCUAUUGCUUGCAGUACGUCCACCCAGAAUAAUAAAAAAAAGAGAAGGUAAACAACUUUUGGUCCGAAGAUGUAUGUCCGGGCACUUAUCACCUCUGUGUUGAUCCAGCUCAAGAACUUGCAGUACGGCUAGUUCAAAUUGAGUACUCGAUAAGUGUAGUUGGGUGUGAUGGCUCCGAUUCUUAGAGUUGAGAAAAAACCUGCGCGGGAAGAAGUGUAUCAAACCUCGCUGGAACCAAAGUACCAACUGAUUGCCCGGGAUGAGCUUCACGAGAACGAAUACAGCCGGGAACCUGCGCUGGCUCAGCUGAGAGAGUUCAUCGUCAAACAUCCCCAGAUUAAGCAGUGUAGAAUGGAUUCCGCGUUCUUGCUGAGAUUCCUACGCAACCGAAAGUUCAAUGUGACGGCGGCGUGUGAUGCGAUUGUGAGAUACCUGACCAUGAAGACACUGCAUCCGGAGUUUUUCAACUUUGACCCACUUCAUUUGAACAAGCUCAUUGGCGAGCACCUGGUGGUGCCUCUGGGGCAAGACGCCGAAGGUCGGCUGGUGCUGCUGAUCCGGUACGGUCAGUUCAAUCCCGAGGAGCAUUCCCCGGAACGGCAAGUCAACAUGAUUGGACUGGCCAUCGAGACCCACUUCGACAACGAGCAGUACCAGGUGACGGGCAUUGUGGUGGUGAUUGAUAUGCUCGGGAUUUCGUUGGCCCACCUGGCUGUGUUGACGGUGCCCAAGCUUAAAGUUAUGACCACGAUUACCGGUGAAAUGAAAAUGGUUCGAAUUAAGAAAGUACACUUGCUGAGAGUUCCCUCGUUGGCGGCCAAGCUGGCGGAAUUUUGGAUCUCGACUACCCCAGCGAAACUGCAGCAGAGGAUGAAGUUCCACAAGACGCUGGACACGCUCAAGGACGACAUCGACCCGGAGGUGCUGCCGACGAUCUACGGCGGCAAGCAGUCGCUGGAGGAGGCCAACGAAAAGUUCCACAAGCUAGCGCUGUCCCAGCGGGACCGAUUCCUGAAGCAGGCCGAGAUGUACAUCGACCUGUCGAUUCCGGCGCCGAACGCGAAGAAUGCCAACGCGGCCCUCCAGAGUAGCGUCGCCGACGAGUCCGUCAUCGGCAGCUUCCGGAAGCUGAACGUGGAUUGAUUGAGAGAGGGCAGUGAGAACUUUGAAUGUCAACAGGACAGAGAGAAUGAGAGGAGGAUUCAUGGCUAAAACGUGCUGUGAUAGGAAGAACGUUGCAACCUUGGUUCUUAAUAAAGUUUUGUUAAAUUUCAAA
Molecule: messenger RNA, 1309 nt
Organism: Culex pipiens pallens (northern house mosquito)
Lineage: Eukaryota; Metazoa; Arthropoda; Insecta; Diptera; Culicidae
Product: clavesin-2-like
Exons: 2
Coding region: 202-1176 (324 amino acids)
Cellular component (GO): membrane
Molecular function (GO): phosphatidylinositol bisphosphate binding
Source: RefSeq, a predicted model, not a curated record